Gryllus bimaculatus (two-spotted cricket) is the source of this 1578-nucleotide messenger RNA. Lineage: Eukaryota; Metazoa; Arthropoda; Insecta; Orthoptera; Gryllidae. The record is from the annotation of a GenBank genome assembly.
AUGGCUGGCGCGGGGCUGCUCCCGCUGUGGCUCCUGCUGCUCUCCCUGGCGGCGCCGCUGGCCUCGCCGUCGGCGUCGGCGGGCGACCAGCGACGUCUGCCGAUGCUGCCGCCCGCGCGCACCGCCUCCACUGCAGCGCCCGCGCCCGCGCCCGCACCAGCGUCCGUGCCCGCGCCCGCGCCCGCGCCCGACGACCCGCCCCGCGAGCUGCUCCCCAAGCCCCCCAUGGACCUGCCCAGGCUCUUCUCCGCCGGCCACGACACGCUCCGCUUCGCUGAAGAAGACACGGAAUGGACCCCAAUACCUGUAUCCACUACUCAGACAAACUCUUCAAACUCAUGUAAUGCUAUAUUAAAUCUUUCUAACCUGAAGACGUCCUCGAAGUAUCUCGUUAAAGCCAUGCCAGUUUUAACUGAGCACAAGGUGAAUGCGAAAAAUACGAAAAACUGGUAUCAGCGCCUUCCCACCAAGCCGUACACUGAAACUGUCAGUGCCCAAGUGUCUGCUGUAGAGGACCUCCAGGUGCACUCGGCAGGUUCUCGCUGGGUGGUGUUAAGCUGGUUGCCACCCACGUCGUCGUGCCUCACCGAAUUGGAAUACGAGGUCCGAGUGAAGCCGGCCAUGCUAGCUGGUAACUUUCCGUUCAAACACAAGGGUUCCUUGUGGAGCAACGCUCCUUGGACUGUGAAAAAACCCGCGAUGCCUUGCAUCUCGUGGCCAGACCGCCACUGCCUCCUAGUUCAAGAGGAUAGCAAGAUGAAUCGCCUGGAUCCCGACAAAGAAUAUCUGAUAGAUGUAAGAGUGAAGAGGAUUGAGGGGGGUAAAACAAGUGAAGAAAGAAAAAUUGAAGCAAAUACAACUGAUUUUGGGGGCGUGCUCAACAGCGCCCACGUGCGCGUCGCCCUGGCCGCCCACGCCCGCGCGCACGCCCGACCGCUGUACGAGACAAGCUUCAACGUCAGCAGCGUCAACCGUACCUACGCCCACGUGGUGAGCGCGGGGCUGGAGGCCGGCCGGCGCUACGACGUGUUCGUGCGCUUCGGCACGCGGGCGGGCAAGGCGGGCGCGGAGGCGCACGUGGCCGUGUGGCUGCCGCCGUCGCGGGAGCAGAGCCCGCGCGACGUGUGCGAGGCGCUGGGCUACGAGGUGCCGUCGUCGCUCACGGGGCAGGGCGGCGGCGGCGGCGGCGGAGGCGCCCUGCUGUGGGGGCUGGCCCUGCUGCUCAUGGGCCUUGUGGCGGUGGGCGCUCUCUUCGUGGGACGCCGAUGGGGUUCCCGAAAACGGUGGUCAAUAUCAUCCCAGGAUGAUUCGAAAUCCUCAGGGGUGGGGUCCGGCUGCAGCAGCGUGGGCGACGAGGCGUCGCUGUGCGGGCCGGCCGCGCCGCACGCGCCGCUGUCGCAGCCGCCGGCGGCGGCCCGCGCCGUUUGGGAGCUCGAGUACGCCGAGGUGACCCCACCGGCCACGGGGCGCGCGCGGAGCGCUGCCCCGCGCCACGACUACGAGGAGCUCCUGGGCCGCAGCGACGACCAGGUGGGUGCCGCACAAACCCUCCAGUUCCCUGGACGACGCUUCCGGGCA